Sodiomyces alkalinus F11 is the source of this 3299-nucleotide messenger RNA. RefSeq names its product WD domain-containing protein. Gene Ontology annotation, molecular function: peptidase activity; protein binding. The coding region runs from base 465 to 3188 and encodes 907 amino acids. The record is from RefSeq and is a predicted model, not a curated record. Gene Ontology annotation, biological process: proteolysis; glutathione catabolic process. The transcript is spliced from 2 exons. Lineage: Eukaryota; Fungi; Ascomycota; Sordariomycetes; Glomerellales; Plectosphaerellaceae.
GUGGGGUCACUGGGAACCAAUCACGCCAACGGUGCAUUCCGUCAUUUACGCCAAACCGACUUGGUCUUGGACCCCAGAUUUCCAACUAUCUUUAUUACCUGGGGAGAGAGUCAUGUUAAUUACCAAAGAUCCUCUUCUCUCUUGCUACCAAUUUUCCUUCGGGCUUUUCUUUUUUCUUUUUCCUUUCUUUUCUUUUAAUUUUGACUUGUCUAGUUUCCCUACUCCCCCAUUGAAGCGUCAUGCCGUGAAGAAUCAGCUGCGCUGACCAUCAUCUUCUCCCCCCCUUCCCCGAAGGUAUCAGCGCGAAAUUGGUUCGUCUCGACGAUAGCUACCAGAAGAAUAGCUCCAGCGACCACGGCUCCGACUCGGACCCCGGGUCUGAAUUCGACAAAGACAGAGACAGAGACAAGGAGGACAGUGACGACUGUUACGGCGACGACGACGACGACGACGACGACGACGACAUGCCUUCCACUCUCACGGCUUCCGACCUCUCCGACACAGAGGACUGCCCUUGCCCUCAGACCACCCCCAACCUGGUCCACAACCUGAGGCACGACAGCUCCGUCCUCUGCCUUGCCGUCUGCCACCAAACCGAGUCCGUCUAUGCAGGCACGCACGAUGGCGAGAUCGUGGUCUGGUCCCUCGCCACCUUUCAACAAGUCGGCAAGGUGCAAGCCCACAAACGCAGCGUCCUCAGCCUCUUCCUCACCUCGGACGGCUCCAUGCUCUUCUCCAGCGCCGGCGACCCCAUCAUCAACGCCUGGUGCCCUUCCUCCCUGACCCGGCUCUACGAGAUCUACAGCACUUACGACGUCGGCGACGUCUUUUCUGUUGCGUACAGCAGCCAGCACGACACCCUCUACAUCGGCGCGCAGAACACCUCCAUCCAGUGGGUGAACCUCCAAGACCCCAGGAACCGCACCGUCCACGACUCGUCGACCCAUCCCGACCGGAGGAACCACCGUUUCUUCGACUCCCGGGCCGUCGGCGGCACCUCUACCCCACGCCGUAACGACGAACGAUGGACCCUGAUCCCGCGCGCCGAAAAAGUCGUCGAGAUACCCGCUGGUGCCAUCCAGAUGUUCGCCCACUACGGCUACGUCUAUACCAUGCUCAUAGCCAAGGGAUCUACAGUUCUGGUUGACGAUGACGAAGAAGUGCUCAUCUCCGGGGGAGGCGACGGUACCAUCAAGCUCUGGAGGCUUGGCGGUAGCGGUACCGGUAAUAAUAACAACGAAGGGGAGGACGAGGGUGGCCGGGAUGGUGGCUCGGACGAUCGAGAACCCGGGCUGGACGAACUGAUGGUCCUCGGCACCGACGACGCCGAGUCUGUCAUGUCCCUGGCCAUCGAUGGCUCGUUCCUGUACGCCGGCAAGCUCCGCGGCAUCAUCGAGUUGUGGGAUCUCGACACCCGGUCCAAGCUGCGCGUGAUCAAGAGCCACAAGGGCGACGUUAUGAGUUUGCAGAUGGGCUGGGGGUAUUUGUUCAGCGCUGCUUGUACUGGGACGGCUAGUAAACACAGCACCGUCCACUACGGCGAAUACCAAACCGCCCAGGCCGAACACGUCAGCCAGAAAUACCAGUGCCUGGCCCGCUGGAAAGCACACCAGGGCAAGAUCCUCUCCUCCAUCGCCACCACCUACAACGGAAGGCAAUACUACAUCACCGCCGCCAACGACAAGGACGUCUCCAUCUGGCGCAUCGACAGCCCAUCGGCCGCCCAGCAAGGGGAAGCCGAAGAGACGGAGGACGUCAUGGUCACGGCCCUGCAGGAGUUCGUAUCCUUCAAGACCGUCUCGUCGCGGCCCGAGUUCGCCGAAGACUGCCACCGCGGCGCCACCUUCCUCGGCUCCCUCUUCAAGCGGCUGGGGGGCCAGGUCGACAUGCUGGGCACCUCCAGCAGCCCGUACAACCCCGUGGUGCUGGCGCGGUUCAGCGGCACGCUGCAACAGCAACAACAACAACAACAACAACAACAACAACAACGACAACCCGCGAAGCGCAAGAAGAGGAUUUUGUUCUACGGGCACUACGACGUCGUCCCGGCGGACCAGAGGAAAGGCAGCAAGUGGGCCACCGACCCGUUCCAGAUGAAGGGCGUCAACGGGUACCUGUACGGGCGCGGGGUGAGCGACAACAAGGGCCCCAUCAUGGCAGCGCUGUUCGCGGUGACGGACCUGGUGCAGGCCAAGGGACUGGACAACGACGUGGUGUUCCUGAUCGAGGGCGAGGAGGAGUCGGCGUCGCGCGGGUUCAAGGAGACGGUGCGGCGCCACAAGGACCUGAUCGGCGAGGUCGACUACAUCCUCCUGGCAAACAGCUACUGGCUGGAUGAUGAGGUACCCUGCCUGACCUACGGCCUGCGCGGCGUGCUACACGCCACCGUGUGCGUCGAGUCGCCGCGCCCUGACCUCCACUCGGGCGUCGACGGGUCGCACAUGAACGACGAGCCGCUGUCGGACCUCACAUCAGUACUAUCAAAACUGAAAGGCUCGGGAAACCGGGUGCUGAUCCCGGGGUUCUACGACAACAUCUUCCCGGCCACGGAAGAAGAAGAGGUCCGAUACGACGAGAUUGCGCGGCUCCUGAUGAGGCGGAGGGGCGAGAAGGGCCCCGUGGAGAAGGUCAAGCAGGCGCUGAUGGCGCGGUGGCGCGAGCCCAACUUGACCAUCCACCGGUAUAAGGUGUCCGGGCCAGAGGGGAGCCUGGUGAGCAGCCACGCCAGCGCGCACAUCAGCCUACGUCUGGUGCCGGGGCAGGAGGUCAACGAGGUGGUGACGCAGCUGGCCUCGUACCUAGAGUCCGAGUUUGACAAGCUCGAGUCGGACAACACCAUGACGAUCCAGAUCGACAACAAGGCGGAACCGUGGCUGGGGAAUCCGCAGAACGAGAUUUUCCGGACGCUCGAGGAGGCGGUGAUGAAGGCGUGGGCUCCUGUGUUUCAAGGACGAGAGGGAGAAGCUGGGAAGACCACGACUGACGAGGUCCCCAGGAGACCGUUGUACAUCCGCGAGGGAGGGUCGAUCCCGGCCAUCCGGUUCCUGGAGAAGGAGUUUGGAGCACCGGCUGCCCAUUUACCCUGCGGACAGGCCAGUGAUUCGGCCCAUUUGGAUAACGAAAGGUUGCGGGUGUUGAACUUGAUGAAGAGCCGGGAGAUUUUUGCUACCGUGUUUGCGCAGUUGUAACGGCAUAGUCUGGGAAGCAAGCGGUAACAUUGGUUUGGCCGGUGAUGAACAAAAGGAAAUGCUUGUAAAUAUAGAUACCCAUUACGUGGAAUAGGAGAUAUUUUUCUCUUU